AUGCCCAAGUGUUCUGCUACCCCUUUGCUGGUUUACAUUCUGGCAGCAAUUAGCUUCCUCGUCGUCGCUGUUGCGGCUGUUACCGUCAUUCCCUUCCUGCUCUUCGGCGACUUCGAGUUCGGCAACUUCAAUGUCAACGCGACGGCAGCCUUCUGGUCUCUUUUUGUUUUUCGCUACUUUCGACUUGCUGUCAACAUUUUCAGUUAUCUCAUACUGUACAAACCGAGUCUCAUACCGGCCAAUCCGUCGCACACCUCGAGAGACGUGUCUGUACUCAUUCCGACCAUCGAGAACAACGAAGCAUUCAUCAACUGCGCGCGGUCUAUCUGUGCAAACGACCCUGCCUACUUAUUCAUAAUCACUGUAGGCAACGAGAUGCGUGCCAGCAUUGAAAACUCGAUGCAACAACUUCGCAUUGCAUUUCCCACGGUUAACAUACAGGUUCACAACACCGAUGUUGCGAACAAGCGCCGCCAGAUUGAUACCGUCAUUCCGUUGAUCCAAACGCGACUGACAAGCAUGGUAGAUGCCAACGUCAUCUGGGGCCCCCGAUUUCUCAGAUCAGCCCUGGCCCCACUCGAGGACCGCAACAUUUGUCUCGUCGGCACCAACAAGCGUGUACGACGGGUCCGCCACGCCGGCUGGUUUGCCUCAUUCUGGAACUUCAUCGGCUGCCUGUAUCUUGAGCGCCACAACUUCGAAUGUCGGGCCCAGAACGCAAUCAGCGGCGAGGUGUUUGUCAUCUCCGGCCGCACCAACGUGAUCCGCACGGCCAUUAUCCAAGACCCGAAAUUCAGAACCGGUUACCUGAACGAGCGGUUUUUCCUGGGGAGAUUUGGUCCUCUGGCGGCGGACGACGACAAUUUCAUCGUGCGUUGGAUUCUGAAGCAGGGCGGCGGCAUCAAUCCGGCCGCUCUCAAAAUCCCACACGUAUGGAUCAGCCAACCAUACUCUGUGUACUCGAUUUACCUGACGUCCUUCUUCAACUUCGCCCUUCUCAUUGAUCCGGUGUUGGUGUACCUUUUGGGUCAUACCGAAUACGUACAUGAGUCAAACUGGACAUCGAUGUGGCUGUUGGUCAUCUGGAUCCUCUGUACCAAGAUGGUGAAGCUGAUCACGUACUUUUACCGUGAGCGACGGGAUCUGCUGUUCUUCCCAUUCUACAUCCUGUUCGCCUACUACCAUAGCUGGAUCAAACUGCGCGCCCUUCUGACAUUCUGGGACGUGGCAUGGACUGGCCGUAACAUUGUUGUUGAUAAGCCACUAGGAUGA
Molecule: messenger RNA, 1272 nt
Organism: Diaporthe batatas
Lineage: Eukaryota; Fungi; Ascomycota; Sordariomycetes; Diaporthales; Diaporthaceae
Exons: 2
Coding region: 1-1272 (423 amino acids)
Source: RefSeq, a predicted model, not a curated record